Messenger RNA from Eleginops maclovinus (Patagonian blennie), 3062 nucleotides. RefSeq names its product aconitate decarboxylase 1 (gene acod1). Gene Ontology annotation, molecular function: aconitate decarboxylase activity. The transcript is spliced from 5 exons. NCBI's taxonomy places the organism in Eukaryota, Metazoa, Chordata, Actinopteri, Perciformes, Eleginopidae. Gene Ontology annotation, cellular component: mitochondrion. Bases 929 to 2377 code for a protein of 482 amino acids. Gene Ontology annotation, biological process: defense response. The record is from RefSeq and is a predicted model, not a curated record.
UAUGUUUGGUACAUCAGUCAAGACGCUGUGGUGGGAUUGGUGUAACUACAUUUAAAUUGUUGCUGUACUUUAAGACACUUGUGCUUUACAUUGAGUAUUUUCAUUGUGUGCAGCUUUCCAUGUUUCUACCCCACUUACCACAGGGAAAUAUUCUUCAUUUUACUCCAUGUAUAAUAAUAAACUAUACUUAAAAACAUGAAUGCAAAUCAAUCGAUUAUUAUACCUAAAUUUAGUUAUUUUAUUUGAAAAUUAGUAUUUGAGGAAUAUGGUAUUUAUAGCAAGGCAGGUGAGGGUCGAUCCUCAUGUGUAUACAGACUUAAGCUAAAGCUGACUUGAGUCUUUCUUCUUGUGUUCUUGCACAACAACUACGGUCAAAGUUUUUGUUUUGUAAAUAUUAAUUGCCCAGCUGUUUGAAAUUGCACAUCCUCUUAUCAUGUGUUGCCUGAGUGUGUGCUGGUUGAGGCUCAUUUCCCUGUUUAAAACUUCCCAUUGCAAAGAGCUGAAUUUCCACGAUCUGUCAUCUAAAAAUGUGUUGUGAAAGACAGCUAAUAAUAGGCUCUGCCCAAGUAAGUUGGGAGUUUGACACAAGUCAUUUGAUACAAAAUAAAGUAAUCCUUUAUUAUUAUAUAUUUUAGCAGACUUAAUAAUAGCCAACAGUUCACCGUGAUGAUUUGUAUUUCUCCUUUGGUUUACUUUCUAACAUUCAUCUAUUGCAAACAUAACCAACAUAGGCUGAUAUGUUCCUAUAUGUACCACUUCCUUUUUAUCUAAGAUGUGGUUUUUAAUUGCACAAACAAAGAUUUUGGUUGACCUUGUCUAGUCAUGUGAAAGUUGUUACUUCUCAUCAUGGUGGUCUUUAGCCACUUUGGAAAGUUGGCAGACCAGCCUUCAGAUAGAGGGAUUACUUAUAAAAGGUGGCUGCACUGCAAUGUUUUGUCACUUAAAGACAUUUCUCCAAACGAUGCUACGCAAGGGUAUUACAGAGAGCUUUGGGGCUGCCAUCCAUGCUUUAAACACCACCAAGUUGACAGAUGGUGUGAUUAGCAGGAGCAAAAGGAUGAUGCUGGACACCCUGGGUGUUGGGCUAAUAGGCACCAGGACAGCUGUCUUUAACAAGGCUCUCACAUACAGCCAGUCGUUCACGUCUGACAACAGCAGCAGUGUUUGGGGUAAAUCCCAGAUCACCCUUCCUCCUCAUUACGCUGCAUUUGUCAAUGGCAUAGCGGUUCACUCCAUGGACUUUGACGACACUUGGCACCCGGCUACUCACCCCUCAGGGGCUGUACUCCCCGCCCUGCUGGCCCUCGCAGAGACGCUGCCCAGCCGGCCCUCCGGUCUGGACCUACUGCUGGCCUUCAAUGUCGGCAUUGAAGUGCAGGGCCGACUCAUGAGGUUCUCCAGAGAGGCCUACAACAUCCCUGAGAGAUUCCACCCUCCCAGUGUAGUCGGGGUGAUGGGCAGCGCUGCAGCCUCAGCUAAACUCCUGGGUCUUACCCCCGCACAGUGCAUUCAUGCUCUGGCCAUCGCAUCCUCCUCUGCUGGGGCUCCUCUGGCCAACGCUGCCACGCAAACCAAACCUCUCCAUAUUGGGAAUGCUGCUAGCAGAGGGCUGGAGGCUGCUCAGCUGGCCCAGAUGGGACUGGAGGGGAACCCAGCCAUCCUGGAUAUACCCAUUGGGUUUGGGGUUUACUACAAAGACUACAGUCCUUCAGCAAUGACAGUUCCUGCUUCUGGUGACUUUAAAUGGAUACUGGAAGACCAGGAUAUAGCCUUCAAACGCAUCCCUGCUCACCUGGGGAUGCACUGGGUCGUGGAUGCAGCACUGGCAGCCCGUGCAAAGCUUGAAAACACAGCCAGAAACGUUGACCUCAGGCAGAUCAGGCGCAUCACACUCCGAGUGCCUCCCUCCAAGUAUGUCGACUGCCCCUUACCUGCCACAGAGCACCAAGCCAGGCACUCGUUUCAGUUCAACGCCUCCUCCGCCCUGCUGGAUAACAAAGUGACCGUGUCUUCCUUCAGCGAAGCUCAGAUUAACCGGCCUGCACUGAAGGAGCUCCUCUCCAAAGUGAAAGUGGAGACCCCUAAAGAUAACCAACCCAGCUUUGACAAGAUGUACUGUGAGGUUGAGAUAGAAACAGAUCAGGGGCAGAGUUACACAGCCAGAUGUGAUACCUUUUACGGCCACUGGAGGAAGCCAUUGAGUCAGGAGGAUCUGGUGGACAAGUUCAGCGUCAAUGCUUCCUCAGUGUUGUGCACAGAGGGGGUGGAGGGCCUGAUUGAUGUGAUAGGAAACAUGGAGAGAGUGAGAGAAUGCUCAAUCCUGGGUUCAUAUCUCAGGUUGACAAGAAGUCAACAAGAGCAAUGUUACAGCCCAUGAAGAAUGUAAAUAUACAAUAAAACCAAAGUGUUAAUAUUUAUAUUAAUCAAUUUUCUUCCAAUGAGUAGGAAAUAAAGGGAACAGAAAAGGUGACUUUUUAAAAUUUUAUUGCAUUUUCUUUACAAUACAUUAGUUGCUGUUGAAAAUGUGAUUUGCAUUGACUUCUUAAUACUGAUCUACUGCGCCAAACAGAGAAUUUAUUUAAAAUAAAUUCAGCCCAUAUAGUGCAAAUUCCUGCUACAAAUGUGUAUAUUUCAAACGUAUUCGGAAGCGCUUUUAAUCCUGGAGUAACUGUAUCAUUAUUCUGUCAGCAAGUUCAGCAGGCAGCUACCCUUAAGCUCUCUAAAACGACAGCCACCAUUUCUUUCUUUCCGUUUCCACACAUUUUUGAGUAUAAGCUAUUUCAAGCAAGUUUCAACACGUCCUGCACCAUCGUACCAAUUCCAUCAUAUAUCUCGUGUAUCGGAGCUUCGCACAUGAACGCAGAGGUGGUGACCAGCUUGUUCUUCUCGUCCACGUGGCUCUCGCUGACGCUCUUACUCACGUGUUUGCAGCCCAGCUCGGUGAUGGCCGCCGCGGUGUCGGUAGUGUUGGGAUACCUGAGAGAGAGAAAAGUAGCACCACACAAUGUUCAGCUGCUUAUAAAGAUAUGAAUGGUUUUGUUUUUUUCCUCAGUGUGUAGUAA